Closterium sp. Naga37s-1 is the source of this 3381-nucleotide messenger RNA. The record is from the annotation of a GenBank genome assembly. NCBI's taxonomy places the organism in Eukaryota, Viridiplantae, Streptophyta, Zygnematophyceae, Desmidiales, Closteriaceae.
AUGCCGCGCAAGCCGGUUGCUAACUUCCUGUCGUGGGCGUCGAAUGUGCUCGAGGCUGUCGACCAAUCAGCGGCGAGCUUGAGCGACUCCACAAACCCCCAUCGCAGGAAGCACCGGCGUGAGUGGGGCGCGGCGACGGACGGGCAGCUGUCGGACUCGCCGUGGGUGGACGCGAGCGACGGCGACGCCAGCAGCGCCGGGUACGCCAGCGACCACCUCCUAACGCUGGGGGGAUGCCGCGCCUGGGAAGGCCCGGAGGGGCGACGUGCAGUGGCGGGCGGAGGAGGGCUGGAGUCGGGGGGUGAGCGCGGGGAGGGGCGGGUGGGGGACAGAAAGGUGCUGGGCGGAGUGGUGGAGGGGGAGGGGGAGCGGGGCGGUUGGGGCACGCAUGGCAGUGGUGGGGGUGUGGGGGCGAGUGGUGGGAGCGCGAGUGGGCAGGGGCUUGCGAGCAGCAGCAGCCUGGGCGGUGAGGGGCGUGGAGGUGGAGAACAGCAGGACGCAGAGGAGGGCAGUGCGCGUGCAGGCGGGGGGCAUGCGACAGGCAGUGGCAGCAGCGGUGGUGCUUUGAGGCGUGCAAGGGAGGGUGGCGCUGCUGCUGCGGGCGGCAAGUGGGGUGGCGAGGGAAGCGCAUUGAGCGGCAGGGGCGAGUGGCAUGCACAUGAGUUCGAGGCGUGGGGCGGCGAGUGGGAGAUGCAGGGAAUGGGGGACGAAGGAGGGGAGGGAGGUGGUGGUGAGGAGGCGACAGAGGAUAGUGGGGGGGUGCAGGGGAAGGGUAGAGGAGAGGAAUCACUAAGCAAGGAAAGUCCAAAUGGAGAAACGGGAGAACUGGCAGAUGAUAGGGAUGAGGGGGUUGGCGCAGCAGUGGCAGAAGGGCGAGGUGAAGUUGGGGGAAGCAGCAGGAGCGCAAGUGGCAGAAGCGGAGGUGCCAGUGAGGCCACUCUCCCAAGCAGCGCGAGCAGCAGCGAUGGCAAAGCUGCUGUGAGUGCGAAGAGCAGCAGCACAGCUGCAGAGGAGCCCGGUGAUGCAGAGAGUGACAGCGCGACUGCACUGCAGUCCACAAGUCUCGCCAGCAUGGCGGGCAGCAGCAGCAGCAGCAGCAGCAGCAGGCGGGGGGUGUUGGGAUCACAGGUGCCACGGGUGCUGGCGGUGGCGCGCAGCCCGUCGGUGGAGAUGGACGCCAUGCGCUCGUGGCGACGGCACAUGGAGGCACACGCGUGGACCAGCACUGCCAUGCGCUCUGAGUUUGACCAGGCCAGCCGCGAGUGCAGCCAGAUGGAGGCGCGGGUGUCAGUGGUGGUGGGCGAGAUAGAGCGGCUGCAGCAGGCAGCGCAGCACAUGGCUGACAGGGCGGCCCAGGAGAUCGGCAGCCUGCAUGCUGAGCUGGCAGCUGCCACGUCAGCACUGGAGCAGGAGAGAUCCAAACAUGCUGCGACACGCCAUGAGGCGGAGGAGAGGCAGGGGGCGCUGAGGGAGGAGCAGGCAGGGCAGGAGAGGGCAGUGGCGCGCAUUCGGAGGCAGAUGGAGGAGCGUGUGGCGGAGCACACGCGGGUCACUCGCUGCAUUCAGGACCUUGAGGCGCGGCACAGGCUGCUCACUGCACGCCUGUCUGCCAUGCAGGGUGCCACGCACGCCCGUGAGAGCAGCACCACUGCUGGCACUGCAGUGCCCGGCCCAGCCGCUGCCACCACUGCCGCGUCGCUGCAUGAUGCCAGGGGUGCUGCUGCUGGCUCGGGUGCUGCUGGCUUGGGUGGAGAGGUGCAGCAGCAAGAACAUGGAGGGGGGGAGGGGGAGGGGCAAGAGGGAUCAAGGCAUGUGCAGGGAGAUGCAGCAGCGGGGGACGACGUGAGAGAUGAUGGGGCGGAGAGGGAGAGUGAGACAUCUGGAUCCCCUCAGUUCAGUACCCACCACUCACAUCUCACCCCACUGCUGCGAUUGCCACGUCACCAGGCCACGUUGGAUGCUGAGGUGGCAUCACUGAGACACCAACUGCACGCCCUACAGGCAGCGCUGGCCAAGCAGCCGUCCGCAGGUGAGCACAGCGGGCAGUGUGAGCAGAGCGGGCAGUGUGAGCAGAGCGGGCAGUGUGAGCACAGCGAGCAGUGUGAGCACAGCGGGCAGUGUGAGCAGAGCGGGCAGUGUGAGCAGAGCAGGCAGUGUGAGCAGAGCGGGCAGUGUGAGCACAGCGGGCAGUGUGAGCAGAGCGGGCAGUGUGAGCAGAGCGGGCAGUGUGAGCAGAGCGGGCAGUGUGAGCACAGCGGGCAGUGUGAGCAGAGCGGGCAGUGUGAGCAGAGCGGGCAGUGUGAGCAGAGCGGGCAGUGUGAGCAGAGCGGGCAGUGUGAGCAGAGCGGGCAGUGUGAGCAGAGCGGGCAGUGUGAGCAGAGCGGGCAGUGUGAGCAGAGCGGGCAGUGUGAGCAGAGCGGGCAGUGUGAGCAGAGCGGGCAGUGUGAGCACAGCGGGCAGUGUGAGCACAGCGGGCGCCCGGGGCUGCACAGUGGGGUGCUCAUUGCCCUCCAUUGCCAUGCCGCCAUUUCCCGUCAUUGUCUGGCCGGCCUCUCAUCCCGCCAUUGCCAUCCCUCCCGGCCCGCCAUUGGGCAUGGCGGCAUGCGUAGCAGGGGAGCGCGAGAAGCAACUGGAGCGCCGCCUGAGGGCGCUGUCGGAGAAUGUGCAGGGCAAGCAGGCAUAGCCACACUGUCACCUCACUUCCAAGCUCUGUCUCCGUUCAAUCCGAAUAUGAGGCUCUCACCCCUCUGUUGUAGUUCCCCUUCACCCCCUCUCACCCUCCUUCCCCCCUUCCUCCCUCUUUCCCCUCUCACCACCCUCUUCCACUCCCCCCCUUCCCUCCCCACCCGGCAGGGGCAGGCGGAGGUGCUGAGCAGCGAGGUGGCGUGGCUGCAGCAGAAGCUGGACCACACGCGGGGGGAGCGCGGGCGCCUGCUGCUGGCCGUGGGGGAGCAGAGCGGCGGCAGUGGGGGCGGUUUAGGGAGGGUGGGGGGGUUGCAGGACGAGGUUGAGAGCAGGGAGAGAGGGCGGUGGCGGGGUGAGGGGAGCAGAGAGUGGGGUGGGAGCAGAGGGGCUGAGCACUGUAUGGUGGCAGCGCUGAGCUGGAUGUGGGGGGUCUGUGCUGGCGGUUCAGGGGCGCGAGGCAGCACGGAGGACGAUCCGAGUGGCAAGAGCAAGCAGAGGGCGCUGGGCGUGCGCGUGUGGGAGCAGGUGGUGGACGCCGCACGAGCGCUGGACGCCAUGAGUCUGCGCGUCGGCACCGCGCUGCAGCGCAACUCCUUUGUGCGCUCGCUCGUGGUGGCAUACGUGCUUGCGCUGCACCUCUCUGUCUUCCUCGUUCUCUCAUUUGUCAGCCUUGAACAUGCCCUACACAACUACUAG